Molecule: messenger RNA, 1405 nt
Organism: Dipodomys ordii (Ord's kangaroo rat)
Lineage: Eukaryota; Metazoa; Chordata; Mammalia; Rodentia; Heteromyidae
Gene: Col23a1
Product: collagen, type XXIII, alpha 1
Exons: 29
Coding region: 1-1368 (455 amino acids)
Source: RefSeq, a predicted model, not a curated record
AUGGGCCAGUACAAAAGGGCAGGAAGUGAUAGCCAUGUUAAAAGAUUAUUGUUGACCAAAUUGGAUGGAAUUGUCAAGGUCCGGACUGUUCGAGAAGCCCCGUCAGAGUGUGUCUGCCCCCCAGGCGUCCCUGGACGGCGCGGGAAGCCUGGAAGAAGAGGCGAUCCUGGUCCUCCUGGGCAAUCGGGACGAGAUGGCUACCCGGGCCCCCUGGGUCUGGAUGGCAAACCUGGUCUUCCAGGCCCCAAAGGGGAAAAGGGUGCACCAGGAGACUUUGGCCCCCGGGGAGAUCAAGGGCAAGAUGGAGCUGCAGGGCCUCCGGGGCCCCCCGGACCACCUGGGGCCCGUGGCCCUCCUGGUGACACGGGGAAAGACGGGCCUAGGGGGACUCAAGGCCCAGCGGGUCCCAAGGGAGAGCCUGGACAAGAUGGCCAGACGGGCCCUCAGGGACCCCCAGGACCCAAGGGGGAGGAUGGGACACCCAGCCAACCAGGGCCCCCCGGACUCCCAGGGCCCAAGGGUGAGCCCGGCAGUGUGGGACCCCAAGGAGAGAGCGGCAUGGAUGGUGGCCCAGGACUAAAGGGUGAGCCUGGCCACCCAGGUGCCGACGGAGCCCCGGGGCCCCGGGGUCCCCAGGGCCUCAAAGGUGAGCAAGGAGACACAGUGGUGAUCGACUACGAUGGCAGGAUCUUGGAUGCCCUAAAGGGUCCUCCUGGUCCACAGGGAGCCCCAGGACCACCAGGGGUGCCCGGAGCCAAGGGUGAGCUCGGAUUGCCCGGCGCCCCAGGAAUUGAUGGAGAGAAGGGUCCCAAAGGACCAAAAGGGGACCCAGGAGAGCCUGGGCCAGCCGGAGCCAAAGGGGAAGCCGGCGAGAUGGGCUUGUCGGGCCUCCCGGGUGCUGACGGCCCCAAGGGAGAGAAGGGAGAGUCAGCCUCUGAAAGCCUGCAGGAAAGACUGGCCCAGAUCAUAGUGGAGCCAGGCCCCCCAGGCCCCCCAGGCCCCCCAGGUCCCAUGGGCCUUCAGGGGAUCCAAGGUCCCAAGGGCUUGGAUGGAACAAAAGGAGAGAAAGGUGCACCAGGCGAGAGAGGACCCCAUGGCCUGCCUGGACCUGUUGGCCCACCAGGCCUUAUUGGACUGCCAGGAACCAAAGGAGAGAAGGGCAGACCUGGGGAGCCCGGACUCGAUGGUUUCCCUGGACCCCGAGGAGAGAAAGGUGAACGAAGUGAACGUGGAGAGAAGGGGGAACGGGGUGUCCCCGGCCGGAAAGGAGUAAAGGGUCAGAAGGGAGAGCCGGGCCCUCCAGGCCUCGACCAGCCAUGUCCUGUGGGCCCUGAUGGGCUGCCCGUGCCUGGCUGCUGGCAUAAGUGAUCCUCAAGACACCGCUCACAACCUAUAUAGAUCCGUG